Messenger RNA from Copidosoma floridanum, 1488 nucleotides. It is a transcript of the gene Exo84, whose product is annotated as exocyst complex component Exo84. Lineage: Eukaryota; Metazoa; Arthropoda; Insecta; Hymenoptera; Encyrtidae. Gene Ontology annotation, biological process: exocytosis; Golgi to plasma membrane transport; intracellular protein localization. Gene Ontology annotation, cellular component: exocyst. The record is from RefSeq and is a predicted model, not a curated record.
AUGCACAAAACUUCAGAUAGAAACAGUUUAAACAGCCAUUACAAAUUACCAGAUUGGUUGAUAGAAGUCAUUGAGGAUCUGGAUUCUUGUAUAGCCCAACGGCACUUUGAAGAUGCAAUCGACUUGUUGAAAAAAUCAGAAGAAUAUCUUGAUAACAGUCGAGAUAGUAUGGAGCUGUAUGAUAUAAAGUUAAGUCUAAAUAAUAGAACUACUUUUUUAGUUCAUACUCUUACAAAUGAGUUAGAACUUAUUGCAGAAUCCAAAUCCCUUCAAGGAGGAGGUUAUAGAUUUUCAAAAAAAGCCGUCAAGUUAUUAACUCAACUACAUCGUUGCACCCAAGCUUCUCAAUUAUACUUAAUGGUAUGCAGUGCCACAUUAAAAGCACGAUUGGAAAAAGUAAAAAGAGAUGGUGCAACAUCUUGUUACAUUAAAAGAUUGAGCUCAAUAGCUAUCAGCAAUAUAUCAGAAAUGUUAUGUGACUUUCUAGAUAUAUUUUCUCACACCAAAAAAUGUACCUCAGCUCUAGUAAUAUGGUGCAGUCAUGAACUAAAGAUACUGACAACACAUUUAUCUAAACAAAUGUUUUUACCUCACGUUUCACUGAAUGCUCUGGGUGAAUGUUUAACAACAAUACGUAGUCAUUGUGAGCAGAUGAUACACCUUGGGAUUGACAUUCGAUACCAGUUUGAUAUUCAAUUAAGAUCAACAUUAGCCAAAACUUUGUCAGAAACAAAAGAAAAAUACAUGGAUUCGGUCAAAAUUCGUUCUCUAGAAGAUAAUUGGCGACCAAGUAAUUUUGAAUCCCCUCAAAAUUUUUAUAAAUUAAAAUCAGAGCUAGAAAUUCUUGGAAUACCUAUGUUGAAAAUUUUGGAUAUUAAUAAGUAUUCAAUACCUUUAACUAGUAACACAUUGGCAUUUUCAAAACUUUAUAUAGGAAUAGUGGAAGAUUGUCUUAAUAUAUACGUUCCUGAAAUCAUUAUAACGGUACAAAACGUACUAUUAAGCAUACUACAAAUUCAGUUACAACAUUUACUAUCUUCUCUUUCAAAUUGCAGAUACAAACAACAGAUACCCUUAAUUAGGAAUAAUAUGCUGUACUUCAAUGUUUUGAUUGAUAGAACGUUAGAACUGUACAGAAGUGUAGUUGGCUACCAGUUUGAUCGUCUGUAUAUUUUGAAGAAAAAAUUUAGUUAUGAGUUAAAACAAUCAUCAAUGAAACCUCAACCAGCUCCACGUAAUUCUGUGACAAAAUACUCUACUAUAGAAUACAUCUGAAAACUUCUGGUUUUGUAUUAUAUUUUUUACAGCCUGAUAAAACUAUUGGAACAAUUCUAUUACUUAAAAAAAGCUUAUAAUGUAGCACUCAUCACCUUAGAACGAGUAUUCUACUGACAAAAUAAGUUUGCCAGUAACCUGCAAUAACUGUAAUUAAUAAUGUGAUAUUGUAUUUUAUUGACACACUACCACUAAUGACUGCUAAUUUUGUCA